Saxophila tyrrhenica is the source of this 291-nucleotide messenger RNA. RefSeq lists its product as uncharacterized. The transcript has 2 exons. Lineage: Eukaryota; Fungi; Ascomycota; Dothideomycetes; Mycosphaerellales; Extremaceae. The record is from RefSeq and is a predicted model, not a curated record. The coding region runs from base 1 to 291 and encodes 96 amino acids.
AUGGCCGCGGCACAGACCGCAAAGACGAGCGUGGUGCAUACGGAGCAGGCGGCUUGGGCUGAGAUUGCGCAAGCGUGGCACCCCUGCUUCCACGAGGCCGGGCGGUCUCCGUUUCGUGGCCGUCUGCUGGAAACGGAUGUGGGAGGUAGUCAGCAAUUAGAGCAGCAUGGCGGGACGGCGAAUGAGGAUGAGGAAAGGCGACGGGAUGCUCUGGGAGUCCUGAGCCGCAAGGCAACCAUGACGUAUCUUUCUGAGUCGAACGUCGGAUGGAACACGUUAUCUUCGCCUUGA